UGAAGUGAUUUGCCUCAUACAAACUUUGAACCUGGGAAAGGACGAUAAUAUUAUCUAAUCUUGCAUGCAAGCACUAUCUGCAUCACUGAUUGAUCUUGAAAUACCUCUUUUUUGGUUAUAUGUCUGGAUUUCAUACACCAUAGAAAGAUCUUGGGUGAAUUUUGGUACUGCAGACUGAACAUGAUAAUAACAAGAACUAGGAAAAUGGAAAGCAGAAUAGAAAAUCAAGUUGAAACAUUAUUAAUUAUACUUAUGUUUUUAUAAAUUCUCAAUAUAAUCUCAUAUGUUCAUUGUAAUACAGCAGAGAGGGCUAUCACGGUCAGUGUCAUUGACCAGUUUUUGGAUGUUUGCAUUCCACAGUAUCAGUAUUUGAAACACAAUGUUUCUGAAUGUUUUCCUUUCACUUACUCUUCUCCCUGAAACAAAGCAAGAAAAAAUACCAGUACAUGGAACUGUAUUGUCCCCAGUUUUGGUUAUUGGAAGGCUUUUGUAAUUGAUAUUCAAAGUACAGCUCUUGAAUAGUGUGACAAAUAUGGGAAUAAUCUGAUGAAGUGAGAGCUUGCUGUGAUCCAUGUAGACCAGACAUUUCAGGGAGAUGAGAUGUGUAGUUUGCAGAUGACUUUGAAUUGUUUGCUCAUAGUAAUAGAAUAGAGAAUUUGAGGAUACCAGUCUUGAAUUCUAAGUUGUAUGGGUUAUAGUUUUUACUGAACUUUAUGUUCUUUUUUUCUCUUUUAUUUCAAUUAAAUGCCUACUUGCAUAUUAAAUGUCUCAUUGCUCUGCCUGGCUUAUGCAUCACGGUCCCCCCGAAACAUGUGUUGUCUUCCUGCCUGCACUUUUCUCCCUUCAGACCUCUGUUCCCUUUUCUUUCUUCCUCACAACCUCCAUUUUUAUUCUUUGGUUCCCACUGAGGCGGAUUCUCCCUCCUUUUUUACAUUUAAUGCCAGAAGAGGGAGCAUUGAGUACAGAAGAGAAACCAGUUUCCAGGAAGAUGUAUUUAUCUGGAUAUAGUGUGGAACUUGCAAUAAAGAGUACAGAAUAUAAAGCAGUAGAUGACACGCAGGUUAAAGGAGCAAAUGAGACGAAAGAAGAGGAAGAUGAGGAAGAGGAAGAGGAAAGUGAUGUCCAAGGAUUUCUCUUUGGCAAAUUAAAACAGAUAUAUCCUGAUCUGAAAAAUAACCUGAAAGAGUUUAAAAAACAUCUAAUUGAAACUGCUAACAACAUGGAACCGCUGAAGGUUUGGGAGCUACAGGAUCUUAGUUUUCAAGCAGCUGCUCGAAUUAUGUCUACCCCUGUUUAUGAUGCUUUAAAGGUAAUGAAAGACAUUGCUCAGAACUUCCCAAUAAGAGCCAGCCUGCAUUUUGUGUCUCAGUAUUUCCAGUUGAAAAGAUCACUGACAAGAGUGACCAUAGAUAAGGAAAUGCGAAAUGAAAUAGAAGAAAAUCAGAAGCAUUUGCAUGAAACACUUGGAAUCCAACCUGGAGAAGCACAUUUAUUUCUAAAUGGCCUUCCUAUUGACUUGGAUUUUCAUGAUCCUUUUAGUAUCUUAGAGACUCUUAAACUGGAAGGAAAAGUGAUGCAUGGCCUUCAUGAACUUGGAAUCAAAGAAGAGACCCUGAGUAAAUUUAUGAGGUUGCAUAUACAUCCUACAGAUAACAGUUAUGCGCUAGAUAUUCGUCACUCUUCGAUAGUGUGGAUUAAUAAUAUAGAACAAGAUCACAGCUAUAGCACGUGGCCUGAAAGCUAUCAGGAACUGCUAAGACCCACACUUCCUGGAGUUCUGCAGCAGAUUAGACGCAAUUUACAUAAUUUGGUACUUUUUGUUGAUCCUGUCCAAGAAGAUACAGGUGAUUAUAUGAAAGUGGCAGAGUUAUUCUACCAUUAUAAUGUACCACUUAGAAUUGGAAUUGUUUUCAUUUUAAAUACGAAAGAAGAAAUUGAUGGAAAUGAAGAUGCUGGAAUAGCUCUUUGGAGAAGUUUUAAUUACAUUGCAGAGGAAUACGACACCUUUCAGGCCUUUACCUCAAUAAUUAAGAUGUACCAUGAAGUGAGAGAUGGAAGUGUUCUAACCGUAGAUGAUGUGAAGGAUGUCCUUAGAAGUGAAUACCCCAAUGCUGAUGUUCAGAGUAUACUAGGUGUUCAUUCUGAACAUGAUGAAGGGAGGAAGGCAGGAGCAACCUUUUAUAAAAAGAGUGGCCUGGGCCCAUUGCCUCAAGUGCUGUUUAAUGGCGUGCCCUUUAAUAGAGACGAGAUGGAUGUUGAAGAGUUAGAGACAGUUAUUCUUCAGAGGAUUAUUGAUGCCACCAAGUUCUUCCAGCGGGCAGUGUUCAUGGGUUUGCUAAAUGAUCACAUGAAUGCAAUAGAUUUUCUGAUGGAUCAGAACAACGUAGUUUCCCGUAUAAACCCCACUAUUCUUGGAGCAGAAAGAAGAUACAUACAUUUCAGACCCACAUCCGUUCCAUUUGAUGCAGAAGACUUCUCUACUUUCUCCUUUUUGGACUCACAAGAUAAAAGUGCUGUAAUUUCAGACAACAUGAAGUAUUUAACAAGAAAGGAUGAAGAUGCAGUAUAUGCUGUUACUAUCUGGAUUAUUGCUGAUUUUGAUAAGCCAUCUGGUAGACAACUGCUUUCUAAUGCCUUGAAAAGCCUGAAAACAAGCAGUCAUAUACGAGUUGGGAUUUUGAACAAUCCUUCAUCAAAAAUAAAGGAAUCUAACACAGCCAUUGCAAGAGGAAUUUUGACUGCUUUUCUAACACAAAGUAACAGCAACUUAAAAAGUUUCCUGAGUAAACUCAGUAAGGAAGAGACAGCAAAAUCCCUUGCUGCUGGAACUAAAAUUACUAAAUUCCUCAUCCCAGGAAUGGAUGGCAAUACUUUUGAGAAGAAGUACAACACUUUAGGACUGGAUUUAAUUAAAACUCACCAGAUGUUCUGCCAGGAGGUUCUUAAACUGCUUCCUGGGCAAAUGGCUGUUAUGAGCAAUGGCAGGGUACUGGGUCCUUUAGAUGAAAAUGAAUUCUCUGCAGAAGACUUUGAUUUGUUAGAAAAGAUAACAUACAGUACCUCAGCGGAGAAGAUUAAAGCUCUUGUCAAACAGAUGGGAAACAGUAGUAAAAGUGGCAGUGAUUUGGUUAUGAAAAUAGAUGCCCUUCUGUCAUCUUUACCUAAAACAGAGACGAGACAAGAUGCUGAAUUACUUAAAGAGCAGCACAGUGUAGUAAAAGUCAACCCCCAACAGAAUGAACCAUUCUAUGAUGUUAUUGCUAUUGUGGAUCCAUUGACAAGAGAAGCACAGAAGAUGUCUCAUUUACUGAUUGUACUCAAGGACGUUAUUAAUAUGAAACUCAGGUUAUUUUUGAAUUGCAAAUCUAAGCUGUCAGAACUGCCACUAAAGAGCUUCUAUCGGUUUGUUCUGGAACCAGAAUUAAUUUACGGGAUUAACAAACACCUUCCUUCUGAACCUGUGGCAAAAUUCCUAGAAUUGCCAGAAUCACCUCUUUUGACUCUAAACAUGAUCACUCCAGAAAGCUGGUUGGUUGAAGCAGUUAACAGUUCUUGUGAUCUCGAUAACAUUCAUUUACAGGAGGUAAAAGGGGCAGUUAUAGCAGAAUAUGAACUGGAAUAUAUAUUGCUUGAAGGGCAUUGCUUUGAUGUGACAACUGGACAACCUCCUCGAGGGUUACAGUUCACUCUGGGCACAAAGAAAAAUCCUGUCAUGGUUGAUACUGUUGUGAUGGCCAACCUCGGAUAUUUUCAGCUGAAAGCAAAUCCAGGUGCUUGGAUGCUGAGGUUGCGUAAAGGAAGGUCUGAAGAGAUUUAUCAGGUGUUUUCCCAUGAAGGAACAGAUUCUGUAGCUGACCUGACAGAUGUUACUGUGGUAUUAAACAACUUCAGAAGCAAAAUUAUCAAAAUUCAAGUACAGAAAAAGCCUGAUAAAAUAAAUGAAGAUCUCCUUACAGAUGGAACAACAGGAAAAUAUGGAAAUCUGGAAUCACUUACAAGAUUUUCAGAAGGAAUUCCAACAGAAGAAAGUGAAAAGAAAAGUGACAUUCUUAACAUUUUCUCUGUUGCAUCAGGGCAUUUAUAUGAACGUUUUUUAAGAAUUAUGAUGCUUUCUGUCCUACGUCAUACAAAAACACCAGUUAAAUUUUGGUUUCUGAAAAACUACCUCUCCCCUACAUUUAAGGAUGUUAUUCCUCACAUGGCUAAAAAGUAUGGUUUCAACUACGAGUUAGUACAGUACAAGUGGCCCCGCUGGCUUUAUCAACAGACAGAAAAACAGAGAAUUAUCUGGGGCUACAAAAUUCUUUUCUUGGAUGUUCUUUUCCCUUUGGCUGUGGAUAAAAUAAUAUUUGUCGAUGCUGACCAGAUUGUGAGAAGUGACCUGAAAGAACUCAGAGAUCUAGAUCUAAAUGGAGCUCCCUAUGGAUACACACCUUUCUGUGACAGCCGUAAGGAAAUGGAUGGGUACCGUUUCUGGAAAUCAGGAUACUGGGCAUCACAUCUCGGGAAAAGGAAAUACCAUAUCAGUGCCUUAUAUGUUGUGGAUCUCAAGACGUUCAGAAAGAUUGCAGCUGGAGACAGGCUUCGGGGCCAGUACCAGGCUCUUAGUCAAGAUCCAAACAGUCUGUCAAAUCUAGAUCAGGAUCUUCCCAACAAUAUGAUUCAUCAAGUAGCCAUUAAGUCUCUCCCUCAGGAGUGGCUUUGGUGUGAAACCUGGUGUGAUGAUGAGUCCAAGAAAAAGGCUAAAACAAUAGACUUGUGCAACAAUCCCCAGACCAAAGAACCAAAAUUAGAGGCGGCUGCCCGGAUAGUUCCUGAAUGGAUUGAGUACGACUCUGAGAUACGGAAGUUAAUACAGCAAAUUGAAAAGGAGAAGAAAAAUCCAACAUCAUUAUUUCAAAAAGUUCUUAAGCACGAUGAACUUUAGCACAGCCCGUGAACAACAAUGGUGACAACUCAGUAGUCUUCUGGAAAAAGACUGAAUGGGAGUUACAAAUGUUACAUUGGCACUAUUUGCAACAUUCUUUAAUGUUAAGUCAAAUAUUUUAUAACUUAUAGUGUUAUUUAAAACAUUUUAAAUGCAAUACAAAACCGAGAAAUCCUCAGGUACUUGGGGUUUUUUUACCCAGUGUGGAGGUUGGUUUUCUUCUUUAAAGUAUAUUUUGCCUAGGGGAUUUUAGAAUACGAAGAAAGAGGUGUUCAACUUCUCAAAGAUACAUUGUCAGUCUGUGGGAGGACACACACAUUAAAUAUGUACAUGAAAACUGUUUUGUGCAUAUUAGAUGCGUCCAGUUUAUGUAUUCAAAGAUCAAGAAUUUUGGUUCUAUAUCUGUAGUUUUGUCCCUGGAGAAACGGUCACAAGAAAGAGUCCCAGUGGAGCAAAGAUAAGGCAUAAAAAAUAACUUCAGUAAUUCAGACCACACAAAGAUAAGUCAACUUGGAAGCUAAAAACAAGGAAUGACACUUUUCAUUUAUUGUGCAGAAUUGCUGCACUCUUACAGAUUUUAAAAACUAAUUUUUGAUUCUUAGGCUCCUUUUGGUCACUUAAAAUAGUGUGUCAUAAAAUUCCAUUAUGGGCUUGGUUAAGGUGGUUUUCCAACCAGCACAUGUUGCAUCAGAGGUUCAGUACCUGAAAGCUGUUUCUACUUGGUUUUGAUUAUCAUCAUCCUGUUUAAGACUGAAAAUAAAAUAAUAAAAUAUGUGAGUAUUUUUGACUAUCAGUGGUGUCUCCUGUAAUUUUCUAAAAGUCUGUACUCACAAGACCGUUGCUUUAGUGGGCUACUGACAUUUUGAUCCCACAAAAAUUGCAGGGAAGAGUUCUUGCAAUACGCAUAUUUGAAAAGGAGGAAUUUAUGACUUAAACUGAAAUCUAGUGCCUUAAAUACAUACUCUGCUGUUUAUGCUGUGCUGGUUUCAAAAUUGGACUCGAUGAGACCACAAAUUGUUAUAAGAACAACUUAAUGCAGCCUUUUAGUCUAAAUACUUGAAAUUACGAAAAACAAGGUAAUUUGCACUAAGUGGGUGAAUUUACAGUGAGUUGCAAUAGUAUUUCCAUACCAGCAAAUAACUGAAUAAACAGUAAGAGAAAUGAAGCCUAUUUUGUAUGUACUGUCAUUGUCCUCAGGUGUUGGUUGUUUACAAUGGAAGAACCAGUACUUAAAAUUAUGCCUUGCUGGUAUUUUUCAAUUCCUAUUACUAAGAAUAUGAGACAUGGAGAUUUUUUUUUUUUUACAGCUUUUUAUAUAUUUUUUGUUGUUUUACCUUUAUGCAUUUUGAACAGUUUUAACAUGUCACAUAAAUUUUUUUUUUAAGUAUCUGUUGUGGGAUUUUCCUUGUACGAAGCACCCAAGGGAGCAUUUCCUGUGUGACCCACUAGCAGGAGUCAGUAAACCCUCCUGUCGGUUCCCUUUAACUGUCCCAUUUCAGUGCAGUACUUGAGAUGUUAUGCUUGUUCUCUAACAUAAUUACUUCAGGGUAUCAGGCAGCAAGUCAAGACAUAUUUGAACGUAAACUUUAGGUUGGUAUUUUUAUACCACAUAGAUGGAACUUACAACUGACUUAGCAGAUGCAUAUGCACCACUACUAUAAAUUCCAUGCAUAAGGAGGAAAUAACUGAUACUCCAUAUUAGAGGAAAAAAACCCCAUUAUUCAACUGCUUGCUGCAUUAUUCUUUUUUUCUUACCUUUUUUGAAGCUUAAACUUCCAUCCUAAUGCCUUACUUUGCAGCAGCAUUUCACAUCCCUCUGCCUUGGUCUCUUGUGCUUGGAGCAUAUAUUGGAAAGCUUGUUUUAAGCCAGAAGUUAAAGGUUCUUUAAGAAACCUUACUUCUCUUACGAGUAUCUGUGUGGGAAGUUUCUGUUAUGCAAUAUAAAAAGUGUAUGGUUUAUGCACUGAUUUUGUGUUCAGUUUUUCUGUUGCAUCCUGUUCUUUUUUAAAUUGGAUCACUUCUACAGGCUUUAAAAAAGGAAAUAGCUCUUUAAAUACUAUUUCCGUGAGGUUACUUAAGUGAUUAGAAUAUAAUUUUUAGAAAUGCAAUUUGCUGGAGGUAUUUUGAAGAUGUAAAAGGUUUCGAUGCAAUUUCCUGCAUUUUUUUUAUAUUUGUAAAAAAAUUUUUACAGUAUUUUUUUCUGCAUAACACUACUUUCAAAGAAAGCUCUUUUUUUGAGAUAUACAUUGGUUUAUAGAACAAGAAGGGUCCCACCAGUAUAUUCACUACUUGUUAAAGAUCUCCUUAAAGCAGCACUUUGAGUCAUUAACAUGUAUUUUUAAUACCAAACCAAUGGAUUGUUUAUGUUGUACAAAAUAUUAAAAGGUGCCACUGGAGGGGAAAAAAAA
Messenger RNA from Myiozetetes cayanensis, 7335 nucleotides. RefSeq names its product UDP-glucose glycoprotein glucosyltransferase 2 (gene UGGT2). The coding region runs from base 764 to 4927 and encodes 1387 amino acids. Gene Ontology annotation, molecular function: UDP-glucose:glycoprotein glucosyltransferase activity. Gene Ontology annotation, cellular component: endoplasmic reticulum. Lineage: Eukaryota; Metazoa; Chordata; Aves; Passeriformes; Tyrannidae. The transcript is spliced from 36 exons. The record is from RefSeq and is a predicted model, not a curated record.